This is a messenger RNA of Parnassius apollo (apollo), 1740 nucleotides long. Lineage: Eukaryota; Metazoa; Arthropoda; Insecta; Lepidoptera; Papilionidae. The record is from the annotation of a GenBank genome assembly.
AUGAAAGGGCUACCUGUGGAUACACAAAUAGAUUUUGAAGAAGGUCUUCUUACAACAACUCCACAUAACAGCCUCAACAAAUGGAGCAACCUAGACUUAACUGAUCCAUCCAUAUCACAUAGAAAAAUUAUAAGGAGAUGGAAUCGUCUGUCCCGCCUUCAAAGAUCAUUAGUGUAUGCCUUAUUUAUAAUAACUGGAGCUCUCUUAGUAUUACUUUAUACAUCAAAAGUGGGGGCUUCGGAUGUAAACAAGGACAAUGCAAUUAAUGCAGUACAGGAUACCCUGCAUAAUGCUUCUCUAGUCAAUGAACAAGCACUAGCUGCAGUUAUUGAAACUAAAAAGACUGUUCAAAGUGAACCAAAUGACAGGCCAACAUUUACAGGGCCAACAAAUGCUCGUCAGUAUGCUGUUGUUGAGAGUUUCAAGCAUGCAUGGCGAGGGUACAAAGAGCAUGCAUGGGGACAUGAUAACUUAAAACCUAUUUCAGGAAUGGCCUAUGACUGGUUUUCACUGGGUCUUACUAUUGUUGAUGCGUUAGAUACAGCAUAUAUUAUGGGAUUGACUGAUGAAUACGAAGAGGGCAGAAAAUGGAUUAAAGAGGAGCUGAUAUUUACGAAAAAUAAAGACGUGAAUUUCUUCGAGGUCACGAUACGUGUUCUCGGCGCUCUGCUCUCUAAUUACCACUUCACACAGGAUGCUAUGUUCCUCAACAAGGCCAAAGACUUGGGCGAUCGUCUCAUGUCGGCAUUUUCCUCUCCGUCUGGUAUUCCGUACUCCGAUGUAAAUUUGGGUACAAGAACUGCCCACGCGCCGGAGUGGUCGCAUUACAGCACAACGGCGGAGGUCACCACUGUGCAACUGGAGUUUCGAGAACUUUCUAGGGCUACUAACAAUCCCACUUAUGAGGAUGCAGCGGCCGCUGUAUCGGAGAAGCUACACCAGUUGCCUAAGAAGCACGGGCUUGUGCCUAUAUUCAUCAAUCCGAACACUGGCCAAUUUCUACCGCACGCCACUAUAACGCUAGGAGCGAGGGGAGACAGUUAUUACGAAUAUCUGCUCAAGCAAUGGCUGCAGACUGGGAAGACUAUCAAUUAUUUAUUGGACGACUACAUGACGGCUAUCGAGGGUGUUCGUGAAUUCUUAGCGAAGCGAUCGUCGCCAAACAAGUAUUUGUUUAUAGGGGAAUUAUCUGCUGGCUCAGAGGCUUUCAAUCCGAAGAUGGACCACUUGACUUGUUUUCUACCGGGCACUCUGGCUCUCGGCCAUGCGAAUGGUCUUCCAGAUUGGCACAUGUCUAUGGCCGAAGAGUUACUCUAUACGUGUUAUUUAACCUAUGCAGCCCACCCGACAUUUUUGGCACCUGAAAUUACUCACUUUAACUUGGCAAGUACAACAGAUGACAUGUAUACGAAGACGGCCGACGCUCACAGCCUCUUACGUCCCGAAUUUGUGGAGAGUCUCUGGUAUAUGUACCAAAUUACUGGCAACACCACAUAUCAGGACUGGGGAUGGCAGAUAUAUCAGGGUUUCGAAAAGUAUGCAAAAGUGACAAAUGGUUACUCAUCCUUGGCCAAUGUGAAGUCAGAGAAGCCAGUCCACCGCGACAUGAUGGAAUCUUUCUUCCUCUCGGAAACUCUCAAGUAUUUGUAUUUACUUUUUAGCGACGACAGGCUCAUCAUAGAUUUGAAUAAAUUUGUAAUCAACUCUGAGGCCCAUGCUCUGCCCGUACAUAAAAACUAA